This is a messenger RNA of Etheostoma spectabile (orangethroat darter), 2530 nucleotides long. RefSeq names its product bora aurora kinase A activator (gene bora). The transcript has 12 exons. Gene Ontology annotation, molecular function: protein kinase binding. The record is from RefSeq and is a predicted model, not a curated record. Gene Ontology annotation, cellular component: cytoplasm; nucleus. The coding region runs from base 145 to 1803 and encodes 552 amino acids. Gene Ontology annotation, biological process: regulation of mitotic nuclear division; regulation of mitotic spindle organization; activation of protein kinase activity. NCBI's taxonomy places the organism in Eukaryota, Metazoa, Chordata, Actinopteri, Perciformes, Percidae.
UUCUAUUGGCCAACGGGUCUUAAGGGCGAAAUUGAAAUAAACGUUUGAACCCUCUUGCUGCUGAUUGUUUUCCGAUUCAAUGAAGAUUGUUUUUAGCUGUAUGUUCAAAGUACGGGGUCAUUAACAGUUAAUAUUUCAGCUAAAAUGGGAGACCGUGUUGAGCUACAGAUCACUCCAGAGACUCCAGGUAGGCCGUCAAUAAGAAACCCCUUUGAAAGUCCCAAUGACUACCACCACCUUCGGGAACCCCUGAUGCCAAGCCCAUCUGUCUUCAAGUCCAAGCCUUGUAAAGCUACUCCACCCAAGUUUAACUGGUCUAUUGACGAAAUGGCCUGUCUUCUGCCAGUGCACAUAGACCCAGAGGAGAUCCAGCGCCAGUCUUUUUACCUCAGCCAGACAAGGAUGGAUUCUGACAUUGAGGAAAAGCGUCAGAAUGCUAUUGAGCAGUUUUUCACCAAAGGAGCCAUUGUGCCCUCGCCCUGGGCAGCACCAGACACCCGUAAAGGCGUUCAGAUUUAUAUGAAAAGUUCUAAGUCUGCUAUGAUUGUAGAGGAGCCAGAAAAAAUCUCAGUUGCUUGUCAGACAACUCUUUCGUUACCUUUGGCUUAUGAUUUGGAGAAAGUACUAGGGGAUUAUUACCACUACCAGGAAGCAUGUGAUGCUGUCCAGGAGAGUCUCAGUUCCUCCUCCUUAAGACGGAAACUCUUCCUUGAUGGCCAGGGCACUUACAGCAGCUCUGACAGCUCUAGCCCACCAAGCCCAGAGAGAAGCCAUGCCAGGAACGAGAGGCUUUCUCUAAACCGAGGAGAGGGAGCUUUAGGAGAAGUUGCCGAGGGAGAGACUAUAUUGUCUAUCUUUUCCUCCCCUUUGUCCUGUGGCGAGCUGGCUGCAACUCCCUCCACGGGUCAGUUCUCGUCCAGUCCCAUCCAACAUGGCUGCUUCCGGGACUGCAGCCUCGGCAGCAUCACCAGUCCUCCGGUUCCUGGUCGGUCGUCUCCUGCUGGCCUGGCCUCCCCCACAAUUUCUCCUAUAUUUGAUGCGACAUGCACACCCAUAUGCUCAGCUGAGAGAAAGCAGCUGAUCAAUUUGACUCCACAUGGUGUUCCCCUGGACAUGAACGUCAGUCCCUGCAAUGAGAGUCCAUUUGUCGAGGGUUGCUCUCCCAUUCGUAGCUGCUCCCCACACCAUCUCCAUUGCCACAAUAAGCCCCAUCACAAUGCUAGACCCAAGCCCCGGCCCAGAGUCCGCUGCUGGGCCUCCCCUCCCCUCAUCUCACCAAUUCUCAACCCUAAGUUCCAAGACAAUCUGGAGGCGGAGGACAAAACCUCCUCCUCGUCCCCCCCUUCGUCCUCCUCUUCUCUCCCCCCUAUGGAGCUAGAGCCAUCUUCACCCCUGGCCUGCGGCGCUCACCUCCCUGACACUGAGAGAGUUACCCUGGAUCCUAUGGAACCUGUGAAAAUGGAGGAAGGCAAGGAGACCGAGAUCGAAGGAAGGUUGGAGGAUGAAGAGGAGGAAGGUGAAGGGCUUUCGGGACAGCUCACCAGCUCUCGUAUGGGCAAUGUGUCAGCAACAGAAAGCUCUCGUAUGUUUUUAUCUCUCCUGGCAGAGGGAAGCAGCAUACGCUGUGAUUCCAGCAUGCAGGUGGACAGUGGGUACAACACUACCUCAGCUGGCACCGCCAGUCUUAUAGAUGGCCUCAGCUCAGACUGUCACAGCAAAGAGUCCUUAAGUUCAAACUUCGCAGAAGAAGCUUUCCAACUCACUCGGCACAUUAAAGUAAAGGCAUUUUAUCCUAACCACUGAGCCAUCUGUUGGAUGCAUUUAAAGGGACGCCUCUUCCAGUGGAAGCUUAAAGAUGAUUAUUUUGCAAUCAAAUACAACAUUUACACUGUUUUGAAGCAUUUAUGUUGCAUUAAUUUGGUUAGGGUGAAUUGGUUUAACUGUUUAAUGCUGUAUGAGCUGAGGUGUUUCACAAGUGGUUAUUAGUUCUUUUUAAGAUUUGAAGUUCAAAUUGUCAGACUGAAAGUAAAUUCUUUACCAUAGUAUGUAUUUCUUUUUAUCACAAGUUAGAAGGGAGAAAUACUUAUUCCCAAUGUAAGACACUCAAAAUCUAUAAUUAUAAUUCACCAGUUCUUUUGGACCCAGCAUUCUAUACUGGUGUUAGGAGGGGGGAGAGAAGUCAAUUCUGUAUCAAACUUGCACAACAGUAACCUCCUUUGAUGCUUUUCAAUUUUAUUUGGUGCUGACAUGAACGACCUGAUAGAUCCUGACUUUCAGAUGACAUCCCAUUUGUACUGUAUUUCUUUUUUUUUUAAGAGAACAAUGUAUCAUGUUUUUUUAAUAGCUUUUUGAUGAAUGAAUAAGAAUUGUUAAAAUUCAGGUUACUUGUGGUUGUUUUAUUGAAUAUUAAUAUAUAUUCUUAAUAGGACAUAAUCAAUGAUGCUACUUGCAGAUUGAGCCAUUUUUAUUUUAUUUGCUGUACUUAAGAGCAUAGGCUGGAUCGCUGUCACAUUAAAUUAACUUGAAUUCU